GAGAGAAGACCGGAAUAGAGAAAAAGUCACUUGCUCUUCCAAGGAUUUUAAAUAACUUAACUCUAAAACAGUUCUGCUAUACUAUGUCUCAGCGGGUGGUCCAGGUCCAACCGGAGAGUCGGGUCCAUGAGGCAGAUCAGUGGAGCACUGGUCUGUGUGAGUGCCAUAAAGACAUCGGGGACUGCUGCUUUGCCCUGUGUUGCCUCCCAUUGUUUACCUGCAAGGUGACCAGUGCAGUGGGUGCGUGUCCCUGUCUCCCUCUGCUGGAUUGUAUUGGCUGUGUACCGCCGGCCGCACUCGCCAUGAGGGCAUCUGUCAGGGAAAGAUAUGGCAUACAGGGGAGUGUGUGGAGCGACUGCUUGUACGGAUGCUGCUGCUAUCCACUGUCCUGGCUCCAGAUCUCCAGGGAGCUGAAGAGAAGAGCAGCAUCCCACGCUUCCUCCUCCUCAUCAGCCAGAUACACUUCCCUGACCUCCCUGCAGGGGGCGCACUUAGUCUAGACAUAUACAACACUUUUUUUCUUCUUUUUUUUUUGCUGCUACCAGUCCUCCAGAGCACAGGGCCUGAUUUAAUCACACUUCCUCCAUCCUGCAGCCGCUCCCUUUCAGCUCAGAUACUUCAGCAGGGUCACAAUGUAUCCCACUGAGAGGCAAGUUGAUUUUGUCUAAUAUGAAGAGAAGGAACCGUGAGAAAGGUCAUUUAAAGGUCCAGUGUGAAACACUUAUGGGGGUUUAUUGGUAGAAAUUAAAAAAAAAAUGCCGUACAUAAGUAUGUUUGUAUAAAUGUAUAAUAGCUUUAAUAUAUUAAAAUAAAGGGUUUACUUUUCGUAGCCUCAGAAUAAGCCUUUGAUUUGUACUUUAUGCAAGGGCCUCGCUUUACAGAGUCCGCCAUCUUGUGCCACCAUGUUGCCGCAGCAGGCCAAAACACAAUUUAAAAUAAUGAACAUGAAACAAAACAUUCAUCCACAGUUUUCCGACA
This is a messenger RNA of Solea solea (common sole), 978 nucleotides long. Its product is annotated as cornifelin homolog B-like. The transcript has 4 exons. The coding region runs from base 84 to 500 and encodes 138 amino acids. Lineage: Eukaryota; Metazoa; Chordata; Actinopteri; Pleuronectiformes; Soleidae. The record is from RefSeq and is a predicted model, not a curated record.